This is a messenger RNA of Chlorella variabilis, 1161 nucleotides long. RefSeq lists its product as hypothetical. Gene Ontology annotation, biological process: protein phosphorylation. Lineage: Eukaryota; Viridiplantae; Chlorophyta; Trebouxiophyceae; Chlorellales; Chlorellaceae. The record is from RefSeq and is a predicted model, not a curated record. The transcript is spliced from 8 exons. Gene Ontology annotation, molecular function: protein kinase activity; ATP binding. The coding region runs from base 1 to 1161 and encodes 386 amino acids.
AUGGGUGCCUGCAUUUCCGCGCCCGUGGGGUCGGCGCCAGCGGCCAAGGAAAUCUUCGACCAAGGCCCCUUCCCUGAGGAGGGCAAGAAGCUACGCAAAGGCGCCAGGCUGAGGGAUGUCUACCGUGUUGGAGGAACUAUUGGCGCUGGAGGCUUCUCCAAGGUGAAGAUCAUCACAGACCGGGAAACCAAGCAGCAGUGGGCCUGCAAGAUCAUGUCGCUUCCGCCAGCAGACAGCGAGUCAAAAGAGGACCAGGAAAACCGCACGGACACGCUGCGGGAGAUUGACGCCGUGCUGGAUUUGGAGCAUCCCAACGUGGUGGGAAUGAAGGAAUACUUCGUUGAAAACAACAGGGUGUACCUGAUCAUGGAGCUGCUGCGAGGCGGCGAGCUGCUGGACGCGGUGAACACGCACGGAAACUACAGUGAGGCAGAUGCGCGGGCCAUCUUCUGCCAGCUCAUGCGCGGCGUUCAAUACCUGCACUCUGUGGGCGUGGUGCACCGCGACCUGAAGCUGGACAACCUGCUGCUGGCAAAGAAGGGCGACAUCAGCACCGUCAAGAUUGCAGACUUUGGGAUUGCAAUGAAGCAGCACACGCCCAACGCGCUCCACCAGAUGCGGACUGUGUGUGGCACAUCACAGUACAUUGCGCCCGAGGUCAUCCGCGCCGGCAAGAAGCGGAGCUCUCCCAAGGCCGUGCCGUCACUUAAUGUGUACGGCCCCGCCUGUGACCUGUGGAGCUGCGGCGUCAUCCUGUUCAUGCUGCUGGGCGGCUACCCGCCUUUCUGGAAUGAGCGCCAGCCGCUCUUGCUGAGCGCCAUCAUACGUGGCACCUUCUCGUUCUCAGACAAGGUGUGGAAGACUGUCAGCCGGGAGGCAAAGGACCUCAUCUCCAAGCUGCUCGUGGUGGACCCCGCCAAGCGGCUGACCCCUGAGCAGGUGCUGGCUCACCCCUGGAUGGCAGCCUGCAAGAAGGAGCGGCCGCUGUCGCAGACCCAGGAGCGCAUGAAGAGCGGCGUGGGCCUGUCCAAGCGCAAGACCCAGCCGGGCAGCCCCCGGCUGCACGACAUCAUUGCAGACAUCUCAGUCAAGGCUGCGCAGGCGUGGUUUAUGGAGAGCAACACCUCACUUGAUCAGCUUCCCGUGGCACCCUCUGAAUGA